Coregonus sp. 'balchen' is the source of this 722-nucleotide messenger RNA. The record is from the annotation of a GenBank genome assembly. Lineage: Eukaryota; Metazoa; Chordata; Actinopteri; Salmoniformes; Salmonidae.
AUGUCCUCAACGAGAUUCUCUGCCAAGGUGAGUUGUUUGACCUAUGUAUUGUAUAAAAUACAUUUGAUGAUUCAUGAUUCACCUUUGUGAUGAUGAUGAUGAUGACUAUUAACCCCAUGAUGUGUGCUCUACCUCCAGGAGGCGUACAGGUUGAUCUACCAGACCUGCCUGAAGGAUGGCUUCCUCAGCCUGUGGAGGGGCAACUCUGCCACCAUGGUGCGGGUCAUCCCCUACGCUGCCAUCCAGUUCUGUGCCCAUGAGCAGUACAAGAGACUGCUGGGAGGAUACUGCGGCUUCCAGGGCAAGUGAGUACCCAUACAUAUCUUAACUCAUCUAAUCCAGAGCCUAGGUUUAUUUCCUAGGUUCCUGCCUCCUUGGGAGUUUUUCCCAGCCACUGUGCCUUUGCCACUGCAUUGCUUACUCUUGGGGGUUGUAGGCUGGGUAUCCGUAAAGCACUUUGUGACAACUACUGAUGUAAGAAGGGCUGUAUAAAAUAAAUGUGAUUGAUGAUUGAGAUUAGGGUCCUCCGAGGUCCUGUGGAACACACUGGAAGUGUCUGCGGUUUUUCCCCCUCUUUAGCAUGUAAUAUGUCAACUGUGUUCCAGAGCCCUGCUGCCGGUGCCAAGGUUACCACAGCUGCCAUGCUCACCUGCCCCCUGGAUAUGGUACGAGCCAGGAUGGCCGUCACGCCCAAGGAGAGAGAUAACUACCCCUACCUCUGA